GUUAGGCUCGCUAGCUGCUGCCCAGAGCGUAGGGGAGUAGACGACCGUAGUGGCCAUGGCGCGCGCGCUGGCGGAUCUAGCGGUGAACUUGCAGGUCCCCCGGGUCGUCCCCAUCCCGGAUUCGGACUCGGAUACAGACUUGGAGGAUCCGAGUCCCCGGCGCAGUGCGGGUGGUCUGCAUCGAUCACAGGUCAUCCACAGCGGACACUUCAUGGUGUCCUCCCCGCAUAGCGACUCGCUGACCCGGCGACGCGACCAAGAGGGGCCGGUGGGGCUCUCCGACUUCGGGCCGCGCAGCAUCGAUCCGACACUCACUCGCCUCUUCGAGUGCUUGAGCCUGGCUUACAGUGGCAAGCUGGUUUCUCCCAAGUGGAAGAACUUCAAAGGCCUCAAGUUGCUGUGCCGGGACAAGAUCCGCCUAAACAACGCCAUCUGGAGAGCGUGGUACACUCAGUAUGUCCAGCGGAGGAGGAGCCCAGUGUGUGGCUUCGUGACCCCUCUGCAGGGUCCUGAAGCAGAUGAGCACCGGAAGCCUGAGGCUGUCGUCCUGGAAGGUAAUUACUGGAAGCGGCGCAUCGAGGUGGUGAUGCGCGAAUACCACAAGUGGAGAAUCUACUACAAGAAGCGGCUUCGUAAAUCCAGCAGGGAAGGGGAUUUCCUAGCUUCCAAGCAGGUGGAAGGUGGGUGGCCACCACCAGAGCGAUGGUGCGAACAGCUCUUCUCCAGUGUGGUGCCCGUGCUGCUUGGGGGCUCCGAGGAGGAGCCUGGGGGCCGACAGCUUCUGGACCUGGACUGCUUCUUGUCCGAUAUCUCCGACACGCUCUUCACCAUGACGCAGCCCAGCCCCUCGUCCCUGCAGCUGCCCCCAGAAGACGCUUAUGUUGGCAAUGCUGACAUGAUCCAGCCAGACCUGACGCCGCUGCAGCCCAGCCUGGAUGACAUCAUGGAGAUAUCAGAUUUCUUCACCAAUUACCGCCCUCCGCAGACGCCCACAUCUUCAAACUUUCUGGAGCCCCCCAGCUUUGGCCCUAUGGCUGACCCCCUCUUUGGCAGUGGGAUCCUGGGCCCAGAGAUGCCAUCUCCAGCCUCCUCUUCCUCCUCCUCGGGAAUGACCCCUCUCUCAGGAAAUACCCGCCUACAGGCUCGAACCAGCUGUCCUGGACCGUUGGAUCCCAGUGCCUUUUUGAAUUCUGAAUUCCUUCUUCCUGAAGAUCCUAAGACCAAAAUCCCACCUACUCCUAUGCCGACUCCUCUCCUUUCAUACCCCACCCCUGUCAAGGUGCACGGCCUGGAGCCCUGCACCCCAUCUCCCUUCCCUACGAUGGCUCCACCUCCCACUCUGUUGCCAGAAGAGCCCCUCUUCUCUGCCAGGUUUCCCCUCACCACAGUCCCUCCUGCUCCAGGAGUGUCUACACUUCCUGCACCUUCGACCUUUGUUCCCACCCCACAGCCUGGCCCUGCCCCCGGCCCUGCCCCUUUCUCCAUAGACCAUCUGCCUCCUGGGUACCCAGAACCUGUCUUUGGGCCUCACUUCACCAUGCCUCCGGGUGUGCAGACCAGAUGCAAGCCCUCCGCCACCCCAUCCCCUGGGGGAAGGAAAGCCAGUCCCCCCACCUUGGCCUCGGCCACUGCCAGAGACAACAACCCCUGCCUUACACAGCUGCUCAGGGCAGCCAAGCCUGAGCAAGCACUGGAACCUCCAACUGUGCCCAGCACCUUCCUCCAGCCUCCAGAGUCCCUGCAGGAUACAGUUUCUGAAAUCCCCUGUGCGCGUGCCUUCUUCCCCCCAAUCCCGGCCCAUACACCACCCCGGCCAUCUCUGGGGCAAGCCACAUUGGUUCCUCCCAGGUCCCUGGUUGUCCCCAAAGCAGAGCGGCUGUCACCCCCAGCACCCAGCGGCAGUGAGCGGCGGCUAUCAGGGGAUCUGAGCUCCAUAUCACCUCCGGGGAUACUGAGUGUCCACCUAUCUCCCCCUCAAACUAUCCUAAGUCGAGGUCGUGCAGACAACAAGAUGGAAAAUCGACGCAUCACACACAUCUCUGCGGAGCAGAAGAGGCGUUUCAAUAUUAAGCUAGGAUUUGACACCCUUCACACGCUUGUGAGCACUCUCAGUGCCCAGCCCAGCCUAAAGGUGAGCAAAGCGACAACGCUGCAGAAGACUGCCGAGUACAUCGUGAUGCUACAGCAGGAACGGGCAGCCAUGCAGGAGGAGGCGCAGCAGCUGCGGGAUGAGAUAGAGGAGCUCAAUGCUGCCAUCAACUUGUGCCAGCAGCAGCUACCGGCCACUGGGGUGCCCAUCACACAUCAGCGCUUUGACCAGAUGCGAGACAUGUUUGACGACUAUGUCAGGACCCGCACACUGCACAACUGGAAAUUCUGGGUAUUCAGCAUCCUCAUCCGGCCUUUGUUUGAGUCCUUCAAUGGGAUGGUGUCUACCGCAAGCUUGCACAGUCUCCACCAGACCUCGCUAGCCUGGCUAGACCAGUACUGUUCCCUGCCUGCUCUCCGGCCAACUGUCCUGAAUUCCCUUCGCCAACUCAGCACAUCCACCAGCAUCCUGUCGGACCCAAGCCGUGUGCCUGAGCAAGCCACACGGGCAGUCACAGAAGGCACCCUGGGAAGACCAUUAUAAUCCUGGUGAAGGUUGCCAAGCUUCAGACAUAGCUAGUGGGCACUCCCCUCCUGAUCCUGGCUAGCCCAUUCCCUGAGAGUCAGGCAGGUUCCGGGUUUUACACUUACCACCUCCUGGGGAUGGAGAAGAACCUAGUUCCCAUCCCUGCACCAUCACUAAUGCUUGGUCCCUGGUGACUCAUAUCCCAUCUUUGGACCUCCAUUUAAUCACAGAGAACCCUAAAGGCAUUAGCAGCUGUGACUCUGGGGACUCGGGCUACCCAGGGAGCUCUGAGGAGAGAAGAUUCCAAUCUGAUUCCCUACAACUCCCUGCUUCGGACAGAGGGUACCACCCCUUAGUUCCUGAGCAGGGAGGCACACAGGAGAGCCCCUCUCUUUGUUCCUGCACUGGUGACAUGGGGAGCUAUAGGGUGGCUUUGGGGUAUGGUCACCAAGGUCUGAUGCAAGGAGAGAUCAGGGCAAGGGGUGGCCACAGCAAGGCAGGCAUCUUGCAUGUAUGUAGAUGUGUGUGUGAGUAUGUGGAUUUUAUAAAAAUAUUUUUGAUCAAUAAAGGCAAAAACUGUCUGCAAGGAUGUUGGUGUGACUGGCAGCAUGUCUCAGUGUUAGCAGUGAAAAGUGGCUUUGUAGAGGACCCUGUGGGUCUUUAAAAAAAAAAAGUACUCAAAGAUUGUUUUGUUCUCUUUUCUGAUUCAAGGUUUCUCUCUGUACCUCUGGCUGUCCUGAAACUCUCCCUGUAGACCAGAAUGGCCUUGAACUCAGAGAUCUGUGUCCUCUGCCUCCCAAGUAGUGGAUAAAAGGCAUGUGCCACCACUGCCUGGCCUCUGCCCUGCCCCCUACUUCUGGCUUUUACAUGGGUGUUGUGGUUCUGAACUCAGGUCCUCAUGUUUACACAGUAAGCACUUUACCUACUGAGCCAUCUCCCCAGCCUACCACCCUUGCUUUCAUGAGGUGAAAGCUACUGGCAAAUUCUGGGUAAAGAUAAGACAAAAAUCAAGUAAAAGUUUGUUGUUUUUUUAUUUAAAAUUUUUUAAAUUAUGUGUGUCUGUCUGUCUGUAUGUGCAUGAGUGCAGGUCCAAGUGGAGGCCAGAAGAGGGCGUGGUAUCCCCUGCAGCUGAGUUCCUGGGUGUGCCAGCUGCCACAUGGGAGUUCUGGGAACCAAGUGGGGGACCUCUGCAAGAGCAGUUCCUGCUCUUAACAGCUAAGUUAUCUUCCAGCCCAUUUUUUUUCCUUCUUGAUACAGGGUCCAGCUGUGUAUCCUAGGCUGAUCUCAAACUUAAAAUUCUCCUGCCUCAGCCUCCCCUAAGAUUUCAAACUUCUGUGCCGCCACACUGAGCCUCACACAGGAAAUCCUCUUGUCUUUAGUCAAGAUGGAGGGCUUGUGCCAUCAGGCAGGCCUCGAACUCACAGAGAUCUGACUGCCUUUGCCUCCAGGAUGCCUGGAUAAAAGGCUCAACUGUUUGCAUACUUGAUCCUCAGUUGGUGGAACUGUGUGGGAAGGAUUUGAAGGUGUGGCUUCAUUGGAGGAGGUGAAUCACUUGGACUUUGAGAUUUGAAGAUGCACUCACUCUAUUUCCAGCAUAUUCUCUGCCUCCUACUUGCUGACCAAGAUGUGAACUCUCACUUGUUCCUGCGUUUGCUCUGCCAUCAUGGACUCUAGUGCUCUGAAAUUGUAAGCCCAAUUAGAUACUUUCUCUUGGAAGUUGCCUUGGUCAUAGUGUUGUCACAGCAACAGAAAAGUAACUAAGACAUGCUCUGCCCCACCCGUGUCAGCAUCCACUCCUGAAGGUACAGCCAGAGCUCUGUGUUCUCAACCACCCACGCCCUCUAUGAUCCAUCCCACUCUCCUGAGUCCUGCCUUGUGCCAGUUGUCCCCCUUCACACUAUUGGCUUCAGGCUGGGCUAUGAACCCUAAGGGCACGGGGUGGCUGUAUGCAGCCUCUCUCCUUAACUUGGCUAGGGGGAGAUUGCAUCUUGGAGUGUGGCCCACCAAGGGCUGUUACUGGCUUCUCUCUCUUGCUUCUUUGACAGCGUCUGUUACCUUUGUGUCACCGUGACCACAACACCUGACAGAAAUAAACUUGGGGAAAGAUUUA
Molecule: messenger RNA, 4724 nt
Organism: Meriones unguiculatus (Mongolian gerbil)
Lineage: Eukaryota; Metazoa; Chordata; Mammalia; Rodentia; Muridae
Gene: Mlxipl
Product: MLX interacting protein like
Exons: 18
Coding region: 56-2632 (858 amino acids)
Biological process (GO): regulation of transcription by RNA polymerase II
Cellular component (GO): nucleus
Molecular function (GO): RNA polymerase II cis-regulatory region sequence-specific DNA binding; protein dimerization activity; DNA-binding transcription factor activity, RNA polymerase II-specific
Source: RefSeq, a predicted model, not a curated record